This is a messenger RNA of Mycotypha africana, 1344 nucleotides long. Its product is annotated as isoprenoid synthase domain-containing protein. The record is from RefSeq and is a predicted model, not a curated record. Gene Ontology annotation, cellular component: transferase complex. Lineage: Eukaryota; Fungi; Mucoromycota; Mucoromycetes; Mucorales; Mycotyphaceae. The transcript has 3 exons. Gene Ontology annotation, biological process: ubiquinone biosynthetic process; isoprenoid biosynthetic process. Bases 1 to 1344 code for a protein of 447 amino acids. Gene Ontology annotation, molecular function: prenyltransferase activity.
AUGUUACUCAGCAGUAUCAAAGCAACCAAAAGCUCUAUAUGGUUCAGACGGCAGUUACCAAGGUCAGUUGCUUGCAGAUGCUUCCACCGAUCAGCUUUGCAAUUCAAAAAAGCAGCAGAAGCUGAAGUACAAGAGGACAACUUCGCUCUCAACAGAUUCACACAUAGUGUCAAAUUUCUGAAAUCCUCUUUACUAAAUGCUCCACCUCUUCGUAAGCUCACACAACCGAACGUUGAAACACUACCCUUUACUGGUCAGGCAGAUAAUUGGGAAGAUGCUAUUAAAGAAGCCCAUAGUCUUGUCAGCUCGGCCGACCAAGAGAGAAUAUUUGAUCCUGUCAAAUUGAUCGGCAAAGACCUAAGAGAAUUAAAAAGAAAUAUUACGAGCCUGUUAGGUUCAGGCCAUCCAUUUAUCGAUACAAUGCGAAAACAUUAUCUGCAAAAUGAUACCCAUCGAUUGAGGCCGUUGUUGGUACUUUUGAUGGCAAAAGCUACUUGCAACGCAACAAAGAAACCAGAAAAGCAAAUGCUACAAGAAACAGGCGAAGACGAGCAAAACAUAGAUUUCACCAGUCUUGAAAACCCUAUACUACCUUCACAAAGAAAAUUAGCAGAAAUAUCAGAACUGAUAUAUACAUCUUCUCUACUUCAUUAUGAUGUUAGAGAGACAGGGGGACAAAUGGUUACUGCAGGAUUCGGCAAUAAAAUGGCUAUUUUGGCAGGCGACUUCUUACUGGCGAGAGCGUCAGUGAAUUUAGCACAACUGAAAAAAGCAGAGUGUAUAGAAUUGAUGGCUACUUGUCUUGCGAAUCUGGCCGAAGGAGAAUUUAUCCAAUAUAAGGAUAUCUAUGAAAGGAAUUUAGAUGCUAAGAAAGCGCUCGAUUACUAUACGGAAAAGAUCUAUAUGAAAACUAGUAGUUUGAUUGCUCAAAGUUGUAAAGCCUCAUCUGUAUUGGCUGGAUGUUCCGAUGAAAUAACAAACGUUGCUUAUGAGUAUGGCAAGAAUUUUGGAAUAGCUUUACAGCUAAUCGAUGACAUUCGUACAUUCUCAACAACCGCAAGAUUGGAUAAGUACCAACAUUCGAACUGGUUGACUGCACCAGUUUUAAUUGCUUGGGAUGAAUACCCAGAGCUGAAAAUUUUACUCGAGCGAGAAUGCAAACAUGAAGGAGAUGAGGAGAAGGCUCGAUUAUUAGUGUACCAAAGUUCUGGUUUGAAGAAAACUCUAGAGUUUGCAAAAAUGCAUAUAACAAAAGCAAUAUCAGCUAUAGAAAAGUUACCAAGCUCAGAUGCUCAAAUAGCACUCGUCCAACUAGCUAACAAUUUACCCACAAAGAAGGGAUAG